AUGCUGCGUCGCGCUGGGGCCCCGUUUGGUGGAAGAGUUCCCAAGAGAAAGACGCCGAACCGGAUAUUUUCUGCUGGGCGGCGUGGAGCGGCAUCGCCUCCAUCGGUGCGCCUCUUGGGGCGCGCAGGUGCGGCGUUAAGCUCCCUCGCGUGCGCUCUAUUCAGUCGGCGGGUGCACACAGGAGUGGGGCCUGCGGAGGCGCCUGACACCGCGGACGAGGACGAGGUGACGUUGCAGGAUUACGAGGAGCUGCUGCUUCAUUCUGCGGCCUCGGAAACACCUGAGAGCGGGGGUCGCGGCGACGCCGCGCAGGAAGCUGCGGUGCCCCGCCACCCUAACCAACCCCCUGUUUCUGCAACAAUGCGGCUCGUGGGCGACAUCCUGGAACUGCUCCCUGCCGAUGGCGCAGGAAUCCGCCUCACCACAAUCACGCCUCUCCUAGACGUGGAGGCCAUAAGUGAGCUCUUUGGCUCCGUCCUUGCUUUUGUGCAGCUGUUUCCUCAUCGCUUUCAUGCUUACCAGGGGGAGGAGGCCGACGGAGUUCGCCGCUGGUUUGUGAGUCGUGCGCAGUCCACGGGAAUCUCGCCGCCCUCCAUGGCGGCGGACGGGGUAACACCCGCGGGGGAGGGUGGGGGUGGAGGUGCUAGUAACGUUGCUCAGACACAAUUGCGAGUGCGGCUUCACGGCGUGGAUGCAAAAGUCGAUGAUACGAAAUUGAAUUUGGUUCUUCAACGGCUGAAAGAUGUGCUGCCUAGAAACAGACCGACUCCGACAAACGGACUGCUGCAAACCUUACCAAUGGAGCUUCAAGACUCUAUUCGAGAUGUGGGAGGUGGGCUACUACGCCUAUUGAAGAAUGCGGUGGCUGAGGCGUAUGUAGACCUUAGCGAGGACACAUCUUUUGUGUCCGUAAAAGGGGUUCUUUCCUCUCAAGGAAUACCAACAUUUCAUGGCUUGUCAAAAAGGGCAGCUCCUCUUCGAAACGCCGCACCAGUGAUGCCGCUGGAAGACUACGCAGAUGACGCAUGGGACGUUGAACUUGACCUGGACGAAGAUGAUGCCGUCACUCCUGGCGACGACCGUGUCGAUGAUGCCGAGCCGGACGAUGAGUUUCUUCGCGGUGGUGGCUCCGCCACCGCGGUUGUUCCCAGUGCCGCGCAGAAGCAGCAGCAGAGGAACUUGUCUAUACCACCUGCCCCUCCAAAGCCGCCUGUAAGAUUGGAAAAACCCCGGACGCCCCCGCCAUUGCCUUCGAGACGCAAAGAAGCUACCUCAUCAAGAGGGCGGAUGUCGCCCGAAGAACUUCUUACAGCGCACACAACAAUGGCCGUGUUGCGCGGGCGACGAUCACCCAGCGAGAUGUUGGACUUAUUUGUUGAGUGCGUUCCCACCAUUUACGUUCCUGUACAUCAGAUAAAAGUGACGGAUGCUCUGGCAAGGGUCCUCGGACCAAGGAAUACAAUUCACAAGGUUAUUAAAAUCUACUCCUACUACUUUGAUCGAAAUAAGGAGUCCGACACUGUGCGUUUAAAGUCAACGCUUCAGCAUGCACGUCUGGGAGCCGCCAAUGCUCUUUACGAGGCUGGGUCCAGUGGGGCAUCAUCCUCUACUAGCCUUCCGCAGCGUAAACUACAAGAAACCAGCGUCACUCAUGCAUUCCCCAUUCUGAAUACACCUAUUCGCACAAAAGCGGUCUCUUCUACCAUACAACGGAAGGGGGGGCCUUUUGUGAAUUCUGCAUCGGAUACUGUAGCUCCAGUUGACUGUCCGAUGUCGGAGUGGUGUGCGCUGCUUGAGGCGCUUCCAUACGAACGUUACAUAGGCGUCACAGAGUGGGCACGCCUCGCCGGCGUUGCGGAAUCCACUGUCAAAUUAUUCACUGAAAAAAAAAACAAUGAACACUACUUUCUGACAUGUAACACACCUGAGAAGGGAGAUGAGACGCUUUUAUGGCGGCUUCGUCCGUACUGGCUAGCGCCUGGAUGCACAGGAGAGCUGGGAUCUGAGGACGCUUUUGAGGCUGUUGCGAUUGAGAAACAUCUUAAGCCUAUUUGGAUUUCCGUCGACCGAUUGCUUCAAAAAUUGUCAGCCCCAGAAAAAGACAAUGUUCUGGCUGUUUCCCAUGGAAGCGGGGGCGUUGGGCCGUGGCUUCGCAAAUUUGGUCGGAUGUGCUGGGUUGAUAAGGAGGGGACAAAGAUGCGGAAGUACUGCGCCACCGCCGACCUCGAUGAUAUCCUCCAUGUGGUGGUGCAAUACUUGCAGGGCACGUUACCCACCACCUUUGUCAACUUGGAGGAGAAAAUUCUGCACGAUACCGUCUCCUCUGCGCAGACAGGCAGUGGAAGAAUAAUGCACCGGAAAGAAGGCAUUCGGUGCCUCAUUGACCACGGUCUGAAGAUAGCGCGUCAGCAGGCACUUUCCUCGCAGCCUUAUGCUGGUCAAUGCAGUCAUGAAAAACGCGCCAAACAGGAGAACCUUUAUCUGCUAUUGAAGCGGCAUCCCCAGCAGGUGAACGCCAAAUACGAAGAGGGAAUCCUAUGGGCUGCAAAACAUUCCUUCUUUGGGAGACAUGCCGAAAAAUAA
Molecule: messenger RNA, 2583 nt
Organism: Trypanosoma conorhini
Lineage: Eukaryota; Euglenozoa; Kinetoplastea; Trypanosomatida; Trypanosomatidae
Exons: 1
Coding region: 1-2583 (860 amino acids)
Source: RefSeq, a predicted model, not a curated record